CAGCGUGGAGACUCGGUGGACAUGUGAGGACUGGAAAGUCAUUUGAGUGAUAUUGUAAAUGAGUUUAUUUUAUUUAAAAUCGUGUUUUAAAAUAACAACCAGACUGAAAAUGUCCCGUUUUCUGUCAUUUCUUCGGCUCCAUAUGACUAAUUAAUAACGCACGUACUACAAAUGAUUUUAUUCACGAAACAGGUUUCCUUUUAAGGCUAGUGUACACAUCAGUACAUUUUAACAUCACUGUAUAUAUCACGGGGAAUGCCGAAAGAGAAACUGAGAAAGUACUGGAUUUUUCUAAAGAUUUUUUUUGGAGGGGGUACUUGUUAGAUUUACCUCUGCGUCAAUGGUCACGUCUCAAAUGUUCAGGGGAAACGAUGAAGACAUUUUGUGCAUGCGGGAUCUGGAGAUGGGAUCGGCUGACGGCGAGGGGGAGCAAACUCCACCCAGCAGAUAGGAUCGCAGGCAGGCGGAGCGGAGGGCAGCUUGUGCCCAUAGGGCUCGGGCUGGUUGGUCGGGACGCUUGACAAGUCCCGCAAAAAACUUCUGAGGGGCAAAGUCCAACCUGAGCGUGAGGGAGACAGGGUGGAAGUUAAUGUGUGAGAGAGCGCGUGCCUGGAACUAAAUCGCAUGUUAUUUUAAAGAAAUGCUCAAAAGAUGGCGGUGGUAAUAGCGACGGGAGUUUCGGGUGCCUCCGGAGUGCAAAAAAGUGGAUUUGUGGAGGUUUUGGUGCGGGAGCAGUGGCACAAAGUUUUGGUCAACUUGAACGAGGAAGCGCUCACGUUAAGCUGCGAGGAGAGCAGCUUUAACGAUAGCGUGAACGACAAUGUCAACUCUAACGGCAUUACCAACGGAUCUUACCUUGAUAACAAUAACACCAACUCCAACAACGGCCCCCAAACUGUGCGCACCGCGUUCACAGACCUCCCGGAGCGAGUGCCCGAGGCGAUCGCCAACAGAAAGCGGUGCGUCAAGGUGACCAAGCAGGAGAUCGGGGGACUCGGGAUCAGCAUCAAAGGGGGGAAGGAGAAUAAAAUGCCCAUCCUCAUCAGUAAGAUAUUCAAGGGGCUCGCAGCGGACCAGACCCAGGCUCUGUACGUCGGGGACGCCAUCCUGUCCGUGAACGGCAUGAACCUGCGGGACGCGACCCACGACGAGGCUGUGCAGGCGCUGAAACGGGCCGGGAAAGAGGUGACUCUGGAAGUCAAGUACAUGCGUGAGGCCACGCCAUAUGUCAAGAAGUGCUCCCCUGUGUCAGAGAUUGGCUGGGAAACUCCCCCUCCUGAGUCCCCCCGCAUUGGCAGCCCUCCCAUCACCUCCUCCUCCUCCUCAUCUGACCCUCCGAGCCCCCCGACCCAGCCCUCCUUCUCUCUGCAGGGCGACAGAAGGUGCAUACCCCUCAAGAUGUGCUCUGUGACCCGAGCCAUGACCACACCAGACCCUGAGAACAGACAACUGGAGCUACAUUCCCCUGACGCCAGGCACACCGUGGUGCUGCGAUGCCCAGACCAACCAUCUGCCCUGUCCUGGUUCUCUGCCAUGCACUCUGUCACUUCCACACUGGCACAGCGGGCACUGGCAGAGGUCGUCCAGAGCACAGCCAGGACGGGGAUUGCUGGCAGCAAAGAGAUACGACACCUGGGGUGGCUGGCAGGGAAGACAGAGAGUGAGAAGCAGUGCUGGAGGCCGGUGCUGGUGGUAUUGACAGAGAAAGACCUGCUGCUUUACGACAGUCUGCCACGGGGCAAGGAGGCCUGGCAGAGCCCUUCACACACUUACCCACUUUUAGCGACACGUCUGGUCCACUCUGGUCCUGACCGGGGGUCACCUCACUCUGGCACUGAGCUGUUCUUUGCCACUCGGACUGGCACGCGACUUGGCAUCGAGACUCACCUGUUCCGGGCAGAGACCACCAAGGACCUGUCCCUGUGGACCAGACACAUAGUUAAUGGAUGUCACACCUCAGCUGAGAUGAUCAAAGAAGUCUCCACGAGUUGUCUGUACCGGGGUCAGGAGUGCCGGUUGGUGAUUCACUAUGAACAGGGCUUCUCUGUGUUAGCCGACCCCAAACUGCCAGAUGGGGAGAAUGGAGAGGAGAGAGGAGCUCACACUCCUACAAGGCCCAAAGUCCUCCUCUCCUAUCCCUACGAAAAACUAAAGAUGUCCUCGGAUGACGGAGUUCGCAUGCUGUUCCUCGACUUUGGAGGGAAGGAAGGGGAGAUUCAACUGGACCUCCACUCGUGUCCGAAGCCAAUCGUCUUCAUCCUCCACUCCUUCCUGUCAGCUAAGAUCUCCCGCCUAGGUCUGGUGGCCUGACAGCCUCUCUAAAGGGACAUUUCACCUCCUUUGAAAACAGAAAUCCACCUUGUUUCUCCACCUAUCUGCAGCCUGCAUGCAGUACACAAUUUCAGACUCCUUCAGUCGUGGGGAAGCAGCCUGAGUGAAUGUAGCUUCUUUUUGGAUAUUGACCUUUUUUUGGGUCUUCAACUCUAAAUUAAAGAAACACUGAAGAAACCAAUAAAGAUUGGUUUUGCUUUGAGCAAAAUGGACAGAUUGUGCUGGAGACAAACCCUCCCUUUAAGGGUUGCAUGGACUCAAGUGUUGACUAAAGAACCACAGAAGAAAACAUGGACUGGACUAGCUCUGGUUGGGGGGCGGGAGGGGGGGGUAUAUAUGCAUACAUACAUACAUACAUACAUAUACACACACACACACAGAGGGAUGCACCGAAAGGAGCAGAUUGGGCAUUACUGUCACGUCCAGGAUUGGAAGGACUGGACAUGUGCAGCAAGGGUUGAGAUGAAUUCACUUUUAAUUCAGUCAAAAUGUAAUGGCAAACUGCCUUCCAUUUACCAUUUACCAUUUAUAUUAUUUAUUCACCAUUAGCUCUGAAAGGACAUUUUGAAUUUCACUUGUAAUUUUUCUUCCACAAACACUUGGCACACUGUGGAAAAAACAUUUGUCAUGCAUUUGUCUUUGUUAGAGUCCCCUGAGAUGUCUUGUUAGCUGUGUCAGUAUUCAUCAUUGAAAGUGGGAGCCACAGAUUCCCACAAUGUGACAGCUGACUCACAUUCAAAUCGUCUCUGUAUUCUUUUAACGCGUUGCAUACAGUGACCAUCUGGUGGCAUUUCAGUGUUAGACUGAUUUAACAGUGAUCUAAUAUCAGCUUUAAUCAACUUCAAUAUAAACAUACAUUGGUUUCAUUUACAUGAACUAUAAUUUUACUCAAAUGUUCUGUUUUUCUUUUGUCGGUGUUUAAAUUCGGUGUCCCAUUUAUCACCCAAAAACAGGAAAAAUGCUCAUAUCCAACUUUGGAAAAAAACUGAGAAUAAUUGUCUGCUAUGGCAAUUUUGUCUAAAACACUGGGGAACCAGCUGGCAUUUACUGUUGUUUCUAUACAUGCAAUUUCCACAGUAAGACUAAUAGUACAUAUACAUGGAAGUUUAUGAUAAGGAUAUAAAGAUGGCAAACAACCCUGCUGUUGAUCUCCUCAUAUAAAUCUGAGCAAGAAAACAAGUAAGUGGUUGAACUAUUCCUCUAAGGGUCUCCAGUCCGAUCAGACACGAUGAUACUGUUCACUCCUUCUGCUAUUUCAGAGUGGACUCUUUAUCAUUGUUAGCUUCAUUUACCAGCUGAAAUCAUUUCAGUGUAUGUAAGAGUUGAUCAUGUUUGCCCAGUUAAUUGACAAACUACAAUCAUGCUCUGCCCCAUGAAGCAAAUAUCUGCCAUGAGUAAUUCUAGUAAUUUGUAAUAUUCAUAUUGAAAACUGAGACUCAAUCAAAUGGUUCCACAAUCACUUAGUCAAGUAUUAUUUAUUUGUUAUUACAUCGAGGUAGCCAUCACAGGAGUCUUCAAUCCUGCUUUAGUCCGGCAGCAGCCAGUGUGGGUCAUUAUUCUUCUGGAUGUUAUGCAGCAGACCAAAUCUGUACACUGCACCGUCGGACAUGGCCUGCUGCCAGGGCUUUCCUUGUGCCUUCAGAUGACUGAGAAGGAAAUGAGCGUUUUAAUUUGGAAAGAAAUUUAUCACAGAUGUGUGACUUCUAUGAUGGCUACAUUAGUUUUGGCUCAACCAGCAGAAAUAACAUUACAUAUAUUUCCAGUGAGCAUUUGCAAACACACUGUGAACAAUGAUUAACACGUUGUAAUCCUGCCGCACUGUAGAAGAAACGUCAUGUGUUUUGUUGAUACUAAAAGAUAGUGGAGGCAUUGUAACGCACGAAGAAUCCAGCACGUACUGAUCACCUCAAGUGGAGAGAAGCUCUUUUGAGUAAAGGCUGCACUGAUAUGUAGAAUACUCUGAUGCCUUUGGCAGCUACUGUACUGUCACUCAGAAUGAUGAAGCUUAGUUUUUAACGGUGCACAUAAAUCAUGUAUUUAACAAAA
Messenger RNA from Toxotes jaculatrix (banded archerfish), 4377 nucleotides. It is a transcript of the gene sntb1, whose product is annotated as syntrophin, basic 1. Gene Ontology annotation, cellular component: dystrophin-associated glycoprotein complex; intracellular anatomical structure; synapse. Gene Ontology annotation, molecular function: protein binding; structural molecule activity. Lineage: Eukaryota; Metazoa; Chordata; Actinopteri; Toxotidae. The transcript is spliced from 8 exons. The record is from RefSeq and is a predicted model, not a curated record. The coding region runs from base 652 to 2310 and encodes 552 amino acids.